Messenger RNA from Xiphias gladius (swordfish), 7613 nucleotides. Its product is annotated as zinc finger protein 408-like. The transcript is spliced from 8 exons. NCBI's taxonomy places the organism in Eukaryota, Metazoa, Chordata, Actinopteri, Istiophoriformes, Xiphiidae. The record is from RefSeq and is a predicted model, not a curated record. The coding region runs from base 229 to 2538 and encodes 769 amino acids. Gene Ontology annotation, cellular component: nucleus.
UGGCCAGUCUUGCUCCUCCCGUCCCGUCUGCUCUCGCCUCAUUUCUCUCCACGUUGCUUCCCCGGCAUCGCCGUAGGGCCUUCGCAGCUCCGUGAGGGCAGGCUGGGGCUGUGGUGGGUCGGCCGAUCGCUGGAGGCUGGGACCCUGCUGGGGAGGGAGGGGGACACGGAGUGGAGCUGGAAGUAUCCCACCGACCCGGUGAUUCACAGCCCAGAGGGUGAACUCACGAUGAACUCUGAGUCCAAAAUGGGUCAGACGAACAGCGCAGAGGCAGAAGAGGUACUGAUAGAGAUAACAGCAAAUAAGGAGGCUCUCCUGCGAAACGUUGUCUGGAUCAACUUUGCCUGCCAGGCGCCAAGCAGAGCCCAGCAGAACGUGGCAGUGCAGUGUGCGUGUGGAGAGGUGUGUGUGGGCGAGUGCGCGGACGUGUGUCUGCGUGUGUGCGAGGACGUCCCGCCGGGAACAGAGCUGCUGUUGUACGAUGUCACCGUGGGGAAAAGUAGGACGGCGGACAAACCGGACACACGGAACAACUCCGCUGCACAAGACACAGGUAACAAGGUGGAACACACAAACAACCCAGAGGCCGUAAUUAACAACAUAUCAGUCAUUCGGGAAAAGGAAGAGACAGACGACAAACAAAAGGACAGAAAACAGGAGGAAGAGGAGGAGGAACUUUACAGAAAGCCCUGCAGACACUUCAAGUGGAGUCACUCAACCCGACACAGGAGGAAGAGGAGAGUCAGGAAAAUCCUGUGUGAGCCAGGUCUGGACAGUGAAGGACAGCAGGACAGUGGCGCUGAUGGUCAAACAGACAGGACAGCUGCAGGUGGACGCACAGACACGACGGGUAGAGUCCCGUCUGCUGUGGACACAGAGUCACGCUGUAGCUCUAAGGACCGACAGACCGACUCCCGAGGCCUCUCUGCAGCCCCUGCUGUUCGCUGCAGCUCCCGUCUGGCCUCUAAGCCGCGACGGGUUCACUGUCUGACCGGCCGGGUGAAGCGACCCCCUGCCCGCCCCGACCCACCAACACAGACAGAGGGGCAGAGCCAGAGCUCCGCUGGGGGCGCCGAGUCCGUCCCAGAAAAGGUGCUUUCCAUGAAGAUAUUACACCCUAAUGCUGAGGCUAUCGCAGCCGCUCCGACGUGGCAUCCAGAGAUCAGGGAGAGGCGGUACAGAUGUUCCAGCUGUGGUAAAAAGUUCUACCAGCUCGGUCACUUAAAGAAACACCAGUUCAGUCACACAGAGGAGAAACCCUUCACCUGCCAAGAGUGCGGGAAAAACUACACGUCUGCCGAGAGCUUCAGAGCCCAUCAGAUGAGUCACCGCGGGGAGCGCCCGUUCUCCUGUCCUCACUGUGAGAAGACCUACGGACUGAAGCGGGACCUGAAGGAGCACAUGGUCCUGCACACCGGAGAGAAACCUUACACCUGUGAGCACUGUGGCAAGGCGUUCGCACGCCGCCCCUCCCUACGCAUCCACCGCCUCCUUCACUGCAGCAGAAUGAUCUACACACAGCCUCCCAAGGUGCAGUGUACACUCUGCCCCAAGCUGCUGGCUAACUUCGGCUCUCUGAGGAACCACAUGAAGCUCCACACGGGGGAAAAACCUCACACCUGUCAGCACUGCGGGAAGUGCUUCAGUCAGAAAGGAAACCUUGAGUGCCAUUUGAGAAUUCACAGCGGAGAGAAGCCGUAUCCUUGCUCCGAGUGCAACCAGAGUUUCUCCCAGAAACCAGAGCUCCACCGGCACAUGUUUUCCCAUACCGGAGGAGGUUUCCUUUGUAGCUAUUGUGGAAAAUCGCUGAGGGACCCGCACAGCCUGAAGUCCCACGAGAGACUGCACACUGGAGAAAGGCCACAUCGCUGCCUUAUCUGUGGAAAAGGAUACACGUUGGCCACCAAGCUGAGAAGGCACAUAAAGUCGUCUCACCUGAUGGAGAAGCCGUACAGCUGCCACUGCGGCGCCUCAUAUACGGUGAGACAAAGUCUGCUGAGGCACCAAGCUCAGCACAGGACAGAGGGAGGACACGGAGAGGAGACAAACGGCAGCAAGAAAGACGACGUGCAAGAGUUAGCGGCUUUAAGCUGCAGUCACCCGAAGCCGAUCAGAGGCAGACCCAAGAAGAACUCUGUCCCUGGAGGGGCAGGAGAGAAGGAGGCUGGUGAAGUGAAGCGGAGAAGAGGACGAGGGAAAGUGGAGGAAAAGGAGGCGAGGCAGGAAGGAAAGAGAGUUCAAGAGGACAAGACCUCAAGAGGAGGAGAUGGGGAGGCUUCGAGUAACGUCCAACACGCCGUCGUCUACGUCCAAACAGACAACCUGUCCACGCCAAGCUCCGCCCCCCUGCUCCUCACCUCGGAAAGCUCGCUGCCCGCAGGGACGGGGCAGGAGCUGGUGGAGGUGGUGAUAUCAGAGGGCGCAGAGCAGUGCAUUGUGGUCCAUGGGCAGCAGACAGUAGGAGAGCUGCUGAUCUUACAGGAGGAGGGGAGCGGACUCUGCUCUGUGGCUCAGACUGUGGAGAUAAACACCAUGUAGCCUAAAGUCUCCGUUUCUCGAACCAUCUCUGGUGGGAAAGAUCCAAAAGAAAAGAGAUCAGAUCACGUCGCACGGUUGUAGUAAAUAUCAUCAAUUCCUUAUGUUCAACACAUCUCAGUCAACUGUAUAAUAAGUGCUUGUUUGUUUCUUACACUCUCCUUGCUUCAACCUACCUCGUCUUUCAGUUUAUUAUUUUUUGCAAACCCCAGAUUUCCCCUUGAAAAGCCCCUACACAACAGAUGUGAACUCAUUAGACAUAAUUAGCUGCUGGUUAUAAAUGUAGGAGGGUAUAGCAACAGUAUCAACUGCAACUGUCGCACAGUAUGUCCUACCCUUUACUUAGAUGCCAACAUAUUUCGUUGCAUUCUGGUCUUUUUGCUGUGUGUGUGUGCCUCUUCAGCGCUGGAUUUCUUUUCUUGUGAUUGUUAAACAUUAGUGCGCUGUUUGAGUCUGAGCGGCUGACACCUGAAGCUGACAUUCACUGGCGAUGCUUAAGAUGAAACAAAACGCUUGUGUUGUCAGAAUCCAUUGAAGUUGCACUGGAAAUAUCUCAACUUGACAUCAAGUCCUCUACAUUUAGUCCGUUAUUCCCUGGAGUUUGAAGAUAGAAAAUAAAACAGCAAAGUACAUCCAAAAAUACAACGUACUGUACGUGUGUGCCUCCAGCCACGUUUGAAAGCCUUGUGCUCCCACACAAGUUUUUUUUUAAAUUAAUCCGGCUGUGUACUUCAUGUACUAAAAAAGGUGUAAUUUUUCUCAACCUAACAGGUGAAACAAAAGUAGAACCAGAUUGAGGAAGAUAUCUGUCAAACACAGUCUGUCUUUGUGCUGUCUGAUGCUGGGCAGGUCAGUUUAAUAAUAAACUGUGAGCUCACUGAUAAACUUGCUUUUUACUCAAACCUAUGUGUAGACAGCGGCUGCGACACAAGCGUCAUUGUUCACGUACUCGCUUUCGUACUCUGCGUGUCUCUGGAGGAUUAAAAGUAGAUCCACCAGGGUGUAGAUUGGGGCCUGAUCACCCCUGCCCGAAAAAUGGAAAAUCCCCCUCGUGAACUUCUGCUUUUGUACAAUAUAAACAGAAACCAUGUUGACACUCGAGGACGUUACACUAUGGUUGAUGUUGAGAUUGUUGUUUCACACAAUGGACUGAAUAUCAAUUGCACGAGGCAGGAGGUUCCCUCGCAUUACUGUGCAAGACAAAGAACAAAUCAACAACAGAACCGUAGUACCGAAUCAUAUGGAUCUUUCCAGGAAACAUCUUUGGAGAUUGUUUUGGAAAUAAAUUGGAAUUUAUGCAUCCGUAAAAUAAAGCGUAACCAAUUGAAAGUAUUUUAUAACAUAACAUGACAAAUAACAAAGCAUUUUACAACAUUUCCUUUAAUGGUCACCGACAUCAGCUGCAGCUGGGAUCAAGUGGCAACCACAGUCUGCUAUCCUUCUGUAAUCUAGUCCUGCGAAACUCAUAUUUCUAAACUACACUGCAUGUCUGAGUACUCAAGGGUACAUUGAAGACUUACUGAGAAAAGACAGCAUGUAAAACUAUAAGGUAGGAUUGGAGGCCAAAAGAAUAACUGUCACCAUAUAGAGACGUGAAACACUGUAAAAGUAAAGGAGAAAAGAUUCUGGAGGCAGCACAGCUGUGACUGAAAAGACCAACAUCAGACAGAAAUAAUGCAAAGGCUUAGUCAUGUUGCUGAGAAUGAAGACAAACACUUCAGCCACUGGAGAGACACAGGAUGAUGGAAACAAGCAACUGUAAAACCCCCUCCGUACAACCAGAGCUGAAAGCUGCUAGAUGUCUGACACACACAGACAUGUAGAGACUGAAAAUAGAAAUGAAUUCAUAUUUUCCGAAAAAAAAAUCCUCUCUUAGAUAAAGCAUCAAGAGUGCUACUCAACCUUCUCAGACAGAUUACCAUCCCCUAAAAGAAUUGUUUGUGGUUUCCUUUUCAUCCGACCCCCUUUCAGAAGUCUGCAUGGAAAAUAAAAUAGAGAAUGCAGAUUAAUUAGAAAGUCUAAUUAAAAUGGUGCAGUCAUAUUGGAAAAAUAAUGUCAGAAGUUAGAUUGUGUGAAUGUGACUUUAAAGCAUCUGAAUGAAGAGCUUUGACCACCACAGAUACAUCUUCAACGUGUCUGCCAGACGUUUGUUGGUUUGUCAGUGUAGACGUUCGUUUCCGCUCGAAUUUUAACCUUUUUUUAUGCGCAGUUGUUGAAUGUUGGUGCAAAACCACUAAAAAAUUUACCGUUAUCAAACUCCAUUGCAGUGGCGAGAAAUAGACCAUAUGGCCACAAGUAUGAAGACAGGCCUUCCUAACUACACUUUUGGGCUGUUUAGGUGCAAGGCCCCUUAUUUCUAAUCUUACUGCUAAAACAUACAGUGAUAUUUUAAAAAUUUAUGUGCUCCCAGCUGUGCGUCAACCUUUUGUGUUCCUCUCUUUCCUGUUUUAACAUGACAAACUCCCUGUUCAUUCAGCCAGGUCCGUAAAGAAAUGGUUUUCCAUUCGGGUGUGGAAGAACUUGACCGGCCUGCACGUCACCCCUGACCUCGACCCCAUGAUGGGGUUUCAGGCAAUCUCUCCAGGAAGACGUUCACAGUGUAUCAGCCCGUUGCUGAAAUGAAAAGCGAAAUUAGAAAAAAAAAAAAGAAAAGAAAAGCUGAGAGAGUUCAAUCCCUGGCUGUCUUCUCACCUCCUGAGCAAUCACAGCACACAGUGGGAGUGAAUGUCGGAUUGUCGGUUUCAUAAAGUCACAGAAAUAUUCGGACGCAGGCCCCACUGAUCUGACAUCAGAAAGAUGUCGGGGUAGGAAGCUCUUUAACCCACCGAUAAGCUGUUCUGAUGGAGUCUAUUGGCCUUUUUAAAUGUUCCAAAGUGGAUGCACUUCAACACGUCAACAACUGCCAAAUGCCAUAUCUAUGAACGACAAGUCUUUUGCUUAAAUAUUUAUCUGCCAUUCAUCAUUUUAAAGUAAGAACCACCGGCAUUUUUGAUAUCUUGAGAAGCAUGACUGAAAAAUUGGAAAAAUGAAUCCGUACAGGGUUAAUGAAUGUCAGAUCACUGACAAGAUAUGUGGACAAAGCACUACACCCCUUUCACCACAGCAGAUUCUGAGGUUUAGGAGUAAUACUGACUGAAGUACAAAUGGCACUUUUUUAACCAUUCCAAGCCAAACCUACUAUCCAAAAAAAAAAAAGGGAUUUGAUAAGCCGAUUCGGAACUGGAUUCAGAUUCAAUAAAGAGAUAUCGGACCCUCUCCCCAGAGCCAGGACUUGUGUCUAACUGGGAGCAGAACAGCAGGUUCAACAUCUGGUGGAAAGGCUGAGACCAGAAGAGUAAAGGCCUUAGCAGGCUUUGACUAAAGCGGUUGUCAGAUGGUCUGACAUGAUCUGAAACCCUCUCCCCUUACACCUUUUUUUUCUGUCGAGCUGCAUCUGACAGUUUCUGUCAAAGUCUCUUAUGGCCAUUUUAUUCCUGUAUUGUUGAGUCUGCAGUAGAGAGAUGACAUGAAAUGAGUUGAGAGAGAGAGUUGUUGAACGACAUUCAGCGAAGGUCCCCAGCCUUCAUGGUUGGUGCCUUAAAGGUGCUAUAUGUAAGUUUUCCUUGCCGCUGAAUGUGGUGUCUUGCCGGGAUCGGGUGAUGGUGGUGGUGGUGGCGAUGGUCAUCUACUAACAGCCUCGGCCUUCGUUGCAUUUACAAGAAAAAAAAGGUUGUAAUAUGCUCUCUGAGCAGCGCUACUUUCUCAGGUCAGCCUGAACGCUACAGUGAGUGUCGGAAAGUGACGGGACGGGACGGCCGGGACAGGGCUAGCUGGUUAGCAUGCCCGCUUCAACAGAGGAAAAGAAGUGACAGUGAAAUAGAAGCAAAACAAGAGUUACCAUUGGCGUUGGUUUCCACCGCUGGGGACUGCGCUUGGCGAGUCAAGGAAUGAAGUUUGAUGCUGAAGUCGCAGCGUUUCUUCUAAACUGAUAAGUAAACAGCUGUUAAUGCUAACGCUGGCUAUGUAUCGAUAGCAAAAAGUUACACAUAGCACCUUUAAACUUCUAGGCAAACAGAAUACCGUACCAAUAGUUGUUUUUAGUACUUUAGGACUAUUUAUCCUUCUAAUUUAUUGGGAUCACACCUGAAAAAUGAAGCGGCCUCAGUUGACCAAACUCUGUUAUAAAUCUAAUGUUGUUUAUUCCGUCAGUGUCCCACAGGACUCCCAGCUGCUCGCAGCUUCUACCACUAACUGCCAAGACUGUUUAAUUUGUUUGGAGGUGCUGAUCCGCAAGGUACAACCUGUAAAGCAACUCUAUGAAUCUUGUGCCUCAUUCCGUAUGAAAAAAAAAAGUUUGUGAAAAAAGAAAAAGAAAAAUGACUCGUGUUUCCUUCUCUUUUUAGUUUAUAUUCUGUUACGGAGCUUCUUUAUCAGUUGAUAUUCACAGACAGCGAUUCUUGAAAUGUUUUAAUUGCCUUUGUUCCCUUGGCGGGACUAGUUUUCCCAAAUCUCUUUUGAGAUAUCGCACAUUUUGUACAUUGAUCGCCUUAGAGAAAUUGCACUGGCGCGUGCUCUCAGGGUUUCACCGUUUCGCCGCCUUGUUCUGUUUUAACCGUUGUUUACUCUCCUUGGCGAAAAUUAGGGGGAAAAGGAGAGGAUGACACGACAACCAGAAGAAUUUGAAGGAGUUGGAGUAGAAGUGAAAAUGAAGCUGAUUUAUUUUCAGCUCAUCUCGAUGCUUGCGGACCUAAACAAGCUUCUCAGUAUGUGGGGGAGGACGGGACAAGCUGGUUGUGCCAAACAAAUAGAAAUCAAUGUGACAAAACUAGGCCUGACUAAUCCCUACCUCUGAAUAACAAAACGCAUACAAAAGACCUAACUUGCUUACCUAAAAAAAAAAAAGAACAUCACCGAAACUGAUACAGAGGUGGCAACAAAAAAAAAAAAUCUUAGUGUCACUAGGCGAAAGUAAACUACGUGUGUGUAAAGUGUAAAGGGCACCACCGCUCACCUAUUGUCCUCAACCUCCCGCCACAUACCUUUUUCCAUGAUGCUCAACAAGUUUGCUCAAACAGCGCAAUAUGAAACAAGGGAAGGGG